Xiphophorus maculatus (southern platyfish) is the source of this 5890-nucleotide messenger RNA. It is a transcript of the gene zdhhc21, whose product is annotated as zinc finger DHHC-type containing 21. Gene Ontology annotation, cellular component: endoplasmic reticulum; Golgi apparatus. Bases 301 to 1098 code for a protein of 265 amino acids. Lineage: Eukaryota; Metazoa; Chordata; Actinopteri; Cyprinodontiformes; Poeciliidae. The transcript has 8 exons. Gene Ontology annotation, molecular function: protein-cysteine S-palmitoyltransferase activity. The record is from RefSeq and is a predicted model, not a curated record. Gene Ontology annotation, biological process: protein targeting to membrane; peptidyl-L-cysteine S-palmitoylation.
UGAAUUGAAUUGGAUCGAAUCAAUUUGCCAAAAACAAUAUCUUCCCUUUUAAAUUCACAUGGGUGAGUUUUAAAAACGGCGUCCAUGCCUUUAAUUUCCUAACCGCGACUCAACCGGAAACAGUACUGUUAUUGCAGGUAACCAGGAUUUGUCCAGCCCACACAGAGUCGGAUGAGGAAGUAGCCGCUGGGUUGCUACAUGCACACCGCGGGGCAACGUUAAAGCAAAGAAAAAAGGAAACUUGGUUUGGAUUAGUUUCCAGAGGCAGUGGGGAUCCAUUGAGCGGGAGCAACAGCAGAAAUGAAGCUUCGCCUUCACUUCGUAGUGGAUCCGAUGGGCUGGCUCUGCAUCAGCGUGGUGUUUGGGAUCUGGCUCUACAACACUUUCUUCGUUCCCAAACUGGUGCUGCACCCACACUAUGACGAAGGGCACAUCCCCUGGGCCUUAGUUGUUUGUUAUUACCUAGCAUCGGCUCUAUGUGUGAUGGCCCUGCUCAGAGCUUCCACCGCAGAUCCCGGACGUCUUCCUGUGGAUCCACAUAUACCUCACUCUGAAAGAGAACAGUGGGAGUUGUGCAAUAAGUGCAACUUGAUGAGACCGAAAAGGUCGCACCACUGCAGCCGCUGUGGCCACUGUGUGCGCAGGAUGGACCACCACUGCCCCUGGAUCAAUAACUGCGUGGGAGAAGACAACCACUGGCUCUUCCUGCAGCUGUGUUUUUACACUCAGGUCCUCAGCUUAUUCACACUGGUGCUGGACUUUUGCCAGUACUAUUAUUUCCAGCCCCUGACAAGACUAGACCAGGAAAAGUUUACGACACGUCAUGAACUGGCUCUGCUGCGAGUUUCAGCGCUCAUGGGCGUUGUCAUGUUCGGUGGCAUGUCGAGCUUGUUUUACUCGCAGAUGGCUGGCGUCCUCUCAGAUAUGACCACUAUUGAGAAAAUGUCUGAGUUCUCCAGUGAAACAUAUGGUACAAAAAGAACGUGGCAGUGGGCGCUCGCUGAGGUUUGUGGCACUCGCUGGAAACUUCUGUGGCUCCUCCCGCUGCGCAGCAGACAGCCUCUCCACGCCGGCCACCACUACCGCAGCCACGUGUAGCUCUGUGGCUCUACAUUCCCCUUCCUGCCUGCACUUUCGGUAGACGUUGCUACAGUUAAACACUCCACAUACUCCUAAAACAAAUCUGUCUGCACACCUUCACUGCCCUCUUGCUGGGCAGCAGAUACUUAUGUUUUGUUUUGGUUUUUGCUUGGUUUUAUUCAGUUUCUCUCCAGGAACAGGGUCACAAACACUAUUUUGGAAUCGUGUUAAAAAGUUUUGAUCACUGUGACUGCUAUUUUUAGCAUCUGGAAACCACCUUUAAUAGUUAUUUACAUGAUUGGGAUGGAAGCAGUGGGACAUCUCUCAGGUUAUGUCAUAAAGAGCCUUCACUAGUAAUUAGCUACAGACAGAAUAACUACAAAUCUGUUAGAAGUGUUUGAUUUUUGUAUAAAGUUUGUGCCUUGUUUUUGUUUUUGGUAUUUACCAAAUUUUAGAAAAGGGUCUGAAGUAUGACUAUCUUCUAAUGAUUCAUGAAUGUUUUCUUUGAUUGUUUUACUAUGGUUUUAACUACAAUGUGUGUAUUUUUAGGAGCAUAAUACCACUGAACAAAGUUGAUACCUUUCAAUCUAGAGAUGUCAUAUGACUGCUGAGAGCACUAACGCAAAAUCAAGCUAAUAUUAUCACUCCUCGAUAGUGACUUUUGUAGUUAAUCCUGUUGUUAAAUAUGAGUUUAAUAUUCACUGAUCAGUAGUUGAUGUUUGCUGUAUAUUAUUUGUCAAAUGAUACUGCUAGAGAUACCUUGAGUCAUGAAGAGUUCAAGGUACAGUCAUAAGAUUAAAAAAAUCUUAUCUCGUAUACAGUCAUGGGAAAAACUAAGUACACUCGGUGCAUAAUUUAUUAGCUUGUAGAACCACCAUUAGCAGCAAUAAUGAUCACUCAGCAUCAGUCCAGUGAGGAUUAUAGCUCUUAUUUAUGGCUCAUCCACUACACCAUAUCAAUUAGAUUGAGGUCAAUAACCAUAGCAACACAUUGAUUCUAGUUACCUAAUUAACUAAUUUUUCUAUCUGUCCGACCUUUACUGUUGGAUAUAUUAAACUUUGACAUACAGAGGAGUUCAGGGUUCUGUGGCUACCAAACAAGCCCAAAUCAUUGCUCUGAUUGUCAUAUGGUAUUGGAGUAUUUGUCCACACAGCACCGUAUUUAUCAAUACGGCGCUGUGUGUUAUGGUCAAAUAUCUCUGCUUUAAUCUCAGUUAUGUCUUGGUGGUUUGUACCAUUUUUACCAUUCCGGGAAUGAACUUUAACAUUUCACAUACAAACUGAUGGUUGGAGAACCUGCAAUUGAGCUCUUGUUUUGUUUUUGUCAAUUUCUUUGAGAGUGGACAGUCUGAAAUUGAAAGUUUUCUGGGAUGUCCACUCAGGAGAAUUGUCAACUGACUUAAAAGAUUUCCACUCUGAACAAUCUUUAUCUCUGUAGAGUGAGGAGCUUUAAAUUAUCUGCAAGUGUCUCUAUAAUUCUUCUGAGGUUGACUGAUUGAAACAGGUGCUUCUUUCUUCAUUAUUGCUGAUGAUUUUGGUCCUUGUCAUUGUGUUAAAGGGGCAGUAUUAUGUAUUUUUUUAGCUUUACUUCAUGUGAUAAUCAUAUUGCCCAAUCAAAAACAUACCUGGAGGGUUACUUUGAUUCUUUCAUGCAUGUUUGAGAAAUCCUUGUAUCUCCCAUGGCAACCAUUCAGCUAUGUAAGACGUGUAGUCUCACUGAGUGACGUCUUUUCCGCGCAAUUUCCCUAUUCAGCUCCUCCGGACUAGCGGCAGCAGCAAUUAGCAAACAGCUAGUGGAAGUAUGAGUCUGCUGAACUCAUCAUAUGAACUACUUAGCAGUACAGUGCUGCUUAAAACAUUGUAAUGAGUGUCAGAAAGAGCAGGAACUUCUUAAAGAGACAUGGGCCCAAUUUCAAGGUGUACAAUUGCAAAGUCAAAUUUAUUUUAAGUAAUUUUUGAUGUAUAUAGCAUUUUUCAUAACAACAAAAGUUGACAUUUACUUUAUUGUGCUAUAAAAUGGCACUAUGUACCUGAAAAAUACAUAAUACUGCCACUUUAACAUAAACCUGUAAGCUUUUAUAGAGGUGGUCAGACUUGCUGAUGAUCAGUUGCAAUUACAAAACAGCACCUGACUGCUGCUUUUUCUCUAAAAUCUAAAACAAGCAUCACACUAAUACUUAGAUUUUUCCCUUGACUGUGCUGACAGUUAUGGAAACUUGAUUUCUUCCACCUGUGUAAGUAAAAUCAGUGUAAACUGUCAGUUUGCUGCUGAAUAGAUAGAAGAAAUAUAGUCAUUUUCACAUUCAAAGAAUAAAUAUACUGACCACAUUGGUAAUCCGUUAUUUUAAAUCAACUUGCUGUAUUGACCAUAGCACUUGCAAUACAGAGGAUUGGUACAAAUAGUUUUCCUGUGGAUUUUGAGACAUGACAUUUGAGUCCUGUAGCUUAGGUCUAUUUUUUAUGAAUGUUUUUAAUUUAUAAGUGCAUAUUUAUAUUUCUGAUAGGGAAGCUCACAGAUUAGGAUUGUUGUGGAAACGUACAUAGACAAAGCAGGAACUAUACAUUUAUUUCUAGAAACAGGCAUAUAAAGGAAAAAAUCAAAUUAGCAGAGCAAACCAUAACAUGCUGUCUAAAAUACAAAUAAUAUCAAUUUCCAACACUUUGUUACUAGACAUUCACAAAAUGGCUAUUUCUAGCAAAAGUGAAGGACUGCCAGUUCAGUUCCAAUUUACAACAAAAGUCAUUUCAGUUCAAUAUGAUUAAAUUUUAUAGAAUACAAACCCACUCCACUCAAUCUAAAUUAUUAGAUUGUUGUUAUUGACAAUAACAACAAUAAUUUGUUGUUGAAUUAUUGUUGUUAUGCUAUGCUUUUUAAAAAAAAUUGUUUUAGGUGCUAUGUAGCUUGAUAAUCAACAAUCCUAUCCCUAUUAAGAACUGUUUUCUACAACAAGAAGUUAUGUGCUAAGAUUUCUGUUCAGUCUUAAUGCUUACCUAACUAUUCUGUGCUAACAGUUUGCUAACUGUGCCGUGCUUACAGCUUGCUGUUCUAUUCUCACACUAAGCUGACUGUUCUUCUUGCUAACUCUUAGCUAACCGUUCUAUGCUAACAUUUGGCUAACAUUUGCGUUGUAUGAGAUCCUUCUGAAUAUUUAGCUUACUGUUGAGGCCUGACAGUUUAUAAAUUGUUCUGUGCUAAACUUAGCUAACUAUUUUGUGCUGACACUUGGCCAUCUGUUUAAAAACAGGAACAGUAUCUUAUUGUAAUGAGAAACUUUCUUGUUUUAGCUUGUUAAAAUGUGUUUUAUGUUUUAACAAGAUUUUUGAUCUCAAUAAAACCAAAAUAUGUUCUAGUCAUAACAAUACAUUUCCAACAACGUGGGGUGUUUGCGUUUCAUUUAGAGAAAAUAUUGAAAAGAUGGAGAGUGAGAGGAAAACCUUUAUGCCUUUUUAAGAAGUGACCUGUCAGCUAUGUAUUUUUGUAAGUUGAUGAAAUGAGAAAGUUUAUCCAUUAUAAUGAGAUAUGAAAACGAGUUUUGUAUCUCAUUUUGACAGUAAAUUUUUUUUGCUUUAACAAGACACUGCUCUUGAAUUUAUAUCCUAGCCCUGGCAGUUAAAUGCUCCUGUAUUUUCGUGCUAACAGCUAGCAUCAAAAUGUUGCAAAUGCAUGUUUUUUGCAGUUUAGGCAGUGGUGUUUGCUCUGGUAACACUGUAUAAUUUAUUUAUGAUUGUUUAGUUAUAUCUGUUUGAAACUGCUGGAGACUUUACUGAUUUAAUUAGAGAAAUAGGUCAUGCCAUAGUUAUACUAGCUUUGUGUGAGCAAGUUUCUUUGAAAAAUCUGUAUGUAAACAAAGCCUAUCGUGUGUGGAGAGAAUACUAUAUUAUCCAAGUAAUUUUGAGUGCCUGUCCAGGCCACUUUUUUUUUUUUUUUUUUAUGUUUUUUUGCCAUCACUGUACACUCCACACCGACCAAAGAUCUGGGAAAAUGUUGCAAUAGUCAGCAAGCAUUUAUUAAAUGCAUGUUUCACCAAGUUUUUGAUGGUAGCGGUUCAAUAAUAUGCACUGAAUUUUAUGCUAGCACACAGUCUGUUUUAAUGUGAAGACUUAAUUUUAAAAGGAAGAUAAUUUAAAAAAAAAAGUCCUCACUAUGGGUAUGUGUUGAAUUUUUUCCAGUUUGAAUUUGCAUGAGCGUGGUUUCAUAUGUUUGCUCAUCGGUUUUUAUAGCUCAUGCUCUUGGAUGUUUGAAAACUUUUUAUCAUGAUUUUUAGGUGUUUGUGGAGGCAAUGCAAGGGAAAAUGUAUGUUUGAUUUUUUUUGAUAAGUUGUUUUAUUUUUCUUAUUUGGUUUCAGAUUUUUGAAGCAAUAAACAUUGUUCAUAAUUUUUCUUUGACUGCUUUUUUUUAAAUGUAUUAUUACGUUUACAUUCUGGCUGAUGAAUUUGGACCUAUGUCUGAACUUUAAUGAUGGCUGCCAAGCUUAACAUUACAAGUCACCGCCUUGCACUACAUCACUCUCAGUUGUAGACGUGAAUAUUUCCAUCAGGCAGCUGUUACUUGGCAUCUCACAGGAGAUUGGAGUUUGGACCUUUGUAAUUUUUUUUAACUUUGUUCUUUUUAGGUUUCUUAAUAUUUUGUGUUCAAACCUUGUUUUGUUUUAAGUCAGACCUCAACACUGGAACAUUUGUUUUGUGAACGUGUUACCAGUUACUUCUCUGUUUAUAAGUCUUAUAUAAAGUUGCCAAUUUAUUGCGCUGCAAAUUGUGAUUGUAGCAAACAUAUAGGUAUUCAUAUUUGAAUAAAUUACAUUCUGAAUAUG